AGGAUCAUAAAACAGGAGUUGGAGCUAUUAUUUGGGCAGAAGAAAAAUCGAGAAGCUGUGAUGGAACAGGAGCAAUGUAUUUUGUAGGCUGUGGUUACAACGCCUUUCCCGUUGGAUCUGAGUAUGCCGAUUUUCCACACAUGGAUGAUAAACAAAAAGAUCGGGAAAUCAGGAAGUUCAGAUACAUUAUACAUGCUGAGCAGAACGCCUUGACAUUCAGGUGUCGAGAAAUAAAGCCCGAUGAGAGAAGCAUGAUAUUUGUGACGAAAUGUCCAUGUGAUGAAUGUGUCCCUUUAAUCAAAGGGGCUGGUAUCAAGCAGAUCUAUGCAGGAGACGUUGAUGCUGGAAAAAAGAAAGCCGACAUAUCCUAUAUGAAGUUUGGUGAACUUGAGGGUGUAAGCAAAUUUACAUGGCAACUAAAUCCAUUGCACACUAAUGCCCUUGAAUUCCAUGACCACACAGCCAGGGAAAAUGGGGUCCAGAAAACAAAAUCACUAGAUGACCAGCAGCACCAAAACAAGAAACUGUGUCUUGGCCACUACUGAAUAACGAAGCACUUCUGCAGUCUUGUCUGUGCUUUUUAUCAUGCAGCCGGUUUGCACUUUCAACUGAGGAAGGGUUUUAUUUAUUGUUUGGAAUGGGAUUUUUAGAAUGUUUAUUUAUGAUGUCCUAAAUGUUUUACAGAAUUACCUGAAGGUCUUUUUAAUUUCGAAGUUCCGGGGAAGAAAUGCUGCUUAUAUUUUCUGUGAAAGUAACUGGGUGGCUCAUCAUUGUUAACAAAUUAAAAAAA
Eurypyga helias (sunbittern) is the source of this 790-nucleotide messenger RNA. RefSeq names its product cytidine and dCMP deaminase domain-containing protein 1-like. Gene Ontology annotation, cellular component: cytoplasm. Gene Ontology annotation, biological process: dUMP biosynthetic process; dTMP biosynthetic process. The transcript has 5 exons. Gene Ontology annotation, molecular function: dCMP deaminase activity; zinc ion binding. The annotation marks the transcript as partial. The record is from RefSeq and is a predicted model, not a curated record. Lineage: Eukaryota; Metazoa; Chordata; Aves; Eurypygiformes; Eurypygidae.